UUAAUGCGUUCGGCUCGUUGAAAAAGUGCCCGUGUGCCUCUUGUUUCAAUUUCAAUUUCAAAUAUUUUCUUUUGAGUUUUGACUUUCGAACUCUUUUUGAAUUCACAAAACAAAACGCGCGCUCGCCGGUCAACAAAACAAACCAAACAAUCAAAAAUACUUGAUUUCAAUAUUUUCUUUACUUCGUUUUUUUUUUUUGGUUGCUUUUUUUUUUGGAUUUUGGGAAAAGCAAUUUCCCAAAUGCGUGGAAACUGUGGAAAAUCGCCAGUCAGUCAGUAGUUGAGGGCAGACAAGCGGUUUCCAUAGUUCAAAGUGUGCAACCACAAUACAGAACAACAAUUAACGAAAUAAAUCAAGUGUGAACAAAAAGUGUGUAGCAUCAAAUCUUUUUUGUUGAGUGACAAACAAACGUCGUGCUUCAAAAUGCCGCUCUAUUCGGAUUCGAGCAAUUAUUACUACAGCGGGGGCAGCAGUCAACUUUAUUCGCCCUAUUACAGCAGCAGCAGCAGCAGCCCUGGCAGCUAUACGUCCAGCUAUAAUCGCGCCUAUCCAGGCAGCUAUAUGGUGCCGUUGCUGCCCUCGCCCCGCUCGCCCAGCUACACCACGAGCAGCAGCAUCGUUGGCAGCGGUGUUGUCGGCGGCAGCAGCAGCAACAGUUUAUUGGGUUUGUCGUCGCGUUAUCAGCCCAAACUGACGACCAUAACAGAGACAUCGGCCCUAACGGGACGACACAGUGGCCACAGCAGUCUGAUGCCCCUGACGCGCAUUCAGUCGCCCAAGUACAGCUCAGUGUCGAGCUACGGCAGCAGCAGCAACAGUAGCAGCAGCAGCAGCAGCCAUCGCUAUAUACCGCCUAGACCGAUAGCAAUCAAUACGGCGGACAUUGAUGUGAGUUCAGCGAGGUAUCAUCGUCGCUCAGCGGAGCCAGAGCCAGCUGCAGUUGUGGAGCGCAAGCAGGAGAAGCAAGCUGAACCACAAGAGGAGCAACAGCAGCAGCAACCAGAAAAGCAACAACAGCACCUCGAACAAGAGCAGCAGGGACAAUCGCAAGCUCCGCCUAGACGCUCGACAAUACGACGCAAUCGUGCUGUGGUGCGUCUCUCGACCAUCAGACGACGCAGCAAGGAACGCAACAGCGAGCAACCUCAACAGCAGCAGCAACCACAACAACAACAACAGCAACCAGAGGAACAUCAAUUUCGUGAUCUGCCGCCAGCAGCUGAGCCAAGUCUCAGUUGGCGACAAAAACUUGCCGAGGAGUUGGCCGCAUUCCCAGCGACGAGCAACAAAAAGUCACCCGGAGAAUUGCUGCGCGAACGUUUCUACAUACACGAUGAGAAGCAACAGCUGGCGGAGUUGCGUCAGCAGCAAAAGCAGCAGCAACAACAGGCAAAACAAACAACACCAACAGAACGGACAACACAGCAACAACAACAACAACAACAGCAGCAGCGACAGCAGCCAGCAAAACAGUCCGAUGAAGAGACGGAAGAAUCUUCGGAGCUGGAAGAGACUGCGGAACAGGUGCAGGAAACCAUUCGUCGGCUGAGUUUGGUGCAGUGUCCCACAUUUCAUGACAUCUGCGAGGACAUCUCGUCGGAUAAGAUCGACGACGAUCUGAAUGCCGGCGAGUUGCGACGACGUGCUUCGAUCAUACAGGAACAGGAACAGGAGUUGCUUAACAAGUUGCAAAAGUCGAAUUCGGGAACGUUUCAGUUGAUCCAUUUGGAGCGUCGCAGCAGCCAUGACAGCACCACAGCCGAUGAGUCGACAGCGGCAGCAGUGGCCAAGCAGGCGAAGAAACGCAAGAGCAAGAAGUUGCGACACAAGAUCACCGCCAUUGUGGAUGUGGAGAAUGCGGUGACAGCUCAGACACAAUCACAGCAACAGCAACUGCAACAGCAACAGCAGCAUCAUAUGCCGAGUGUGCUGGAACUAAACGAAGAGCAGGCAGCCAUAGGCAACCCGCCAUUGAGUCCCAAGCCCAAGUUUACGGUGAAUGUGGAGACGGUGGAGGAGCAUCAGCAGAUACACAAGAUCUUCAAGUUGCCCAAGAAAAAGGUGGCGCCACCGAAGGCUUCGCAAGUGGAUCAAGUGUUGCCCGAGGGCUUCAUGAAGGCGGCGCCCAAGGCAAAGACAUCGCCGAUUAAGAAGCCAAGCAAGCCCAAGGAACAGGAUCAAGCGAAGCUGUUGGAGAAAGAGAAACUAGAGGCUGAGGAGAAGCAGCUGAUGCAGGAGAAAAUGCAAGAGGAGAAGUUGAAGCAGGAGGAGAAACUGAAGGAAGAGAAAUUGGAACAAGAGAAGUUGCAAGAGGAGAAAUUGAAGCAGGAGGAGAAACUGAAGGAAGAGAAAUUGCAACAAGAGAAGUUGCAAGAGGAAAAAUUGAAGCAGGAGAAGUUGCAAGAGGAGAAAUUAAAGGCGGAAAAACUGCAAAAAGAGGAAAAAUUGAAGCAGGAGAAAUUACAAGAGGAGAAAUUAAAGGAGGAAAAACUGCAAAAAGAGGAAAAAUUGAAGCAGGAGAAAUUGCAAGAGGAAAAAUUAAAGGAGGAAAAACUGCAGCAAGAGAAACUGCAACAAGAAAAGCUGCAACUUCAGAAGGAGAAGUUGCAACAGGAAAAGUUGCAGCAGGAAAAACUGCAGCAGGAAAAACUGCAACAGGAAAAAUUGAAGCAGGAGAAAUUGGAACAGGAGAAAAAACAGAAGGAGAAACUACAAAGGGAGAAAUUACAGAAAGAGAAACUGCAGCAGGAGAAACUGCAAAGGGAGAAAUUGGAACAGGAGAAAGUGCAAAAGGAAAAACAGCAGCAGAAACUGCAGGAGGACAAAUUGAAGCAGGAAAAAGAGCAAAAGGAAAAGGAGCAACAUGAAAAAUUGCUCAAGCAGCAGCAGCAACAACAACAAGCGGGAGUAGCGCAGAUUUUCACCUUCGACGAGGCCGCAAUUCAACAGAGUCAGGCAACCCUGACGCCUACGGCCACGCCCACGCCCGCAGCCGUGAAACAAGAGGGCGUGGCCACGCCCAAACCCAUCAGGAAGGCGAUACAAAAGUCGGAGAGCGGCGAGGACUUUUGGUCGCAGAUCGGAUCCCGGGAGACGCUCUACAUGAACAAUCGCAAGAAGGUGAUUACGGAUCGGCAGCUGGAGACAACCAGCGAGGAAGCAACAUCUCCCAAGGAAGCAGCAUCAGCAACACCGACACUAAAGUCUGCAAUACACAUUGAACUCAAGCAGCCAGCAACAACCUCAAAUGGCAAAUCGCUGCCAGCAACACCAGCCAUAACUUUGUCGAAUUCGACACCAGCAACACCCAAGUUGACAACGAAAUCGGAACCAGCAACACCACUUGCACCGACAGCAACUGCAACCAGUUCGCCCAAAGCAACGCCAGCAACACCAAAGCUAAACAGCACAGCAGCAACAGCAACUGUUGCUAAAACCGAAACAUCUCCCAAAUCAACAGCAACUGCAACCAAAACGGAAGCAGGCACAACAGCAACAACUCCAAAGAGCAUGCCAGCAACAUUGAAGCCAGCUGAUAAGCUAGCGACAGCAGUUGCAAAGCCAGUGACAAUGACAGCAAAGACAACAGCAACGGUUGCUGCUGCAAAGGAACAACAACAAUCUGGCAACGCUGCAGUCAGCACAACUACUGUAGUCAUGACAACCGCAUCAACAAUAGCAACAGGCAAAUCAAAACUGUGCGAAACGGCGGCAACAACAGCAGCAACAACAACAACAGCAGCUACGGCAGCGCCAAAAAUAAAUACCGGGCAAGCGGCCAAGUCACCUGAACAACAACAGGCAGCGGCAGCGAAAAUAAAUAAAACAACGCAUAAUAAUGAGCGACAACAACAGCAGCCGCAGCCGCAGCAGCAGCAACCACCAAGCAACGUAGCAACAUCCAAGCAAGAAACGGAAACUAAAACGAAAUUGACGGAAAUUGUUGAGCCAAAGUCAAAGGUGCAAUCACCGAAAGCGACAACAACAGCAGCAACAGCAAAGCCAAAAGCAGCAGCAGCCAAAAAGAAAGCCACAGCAGCAACAGCAGCAGCAGCAACUCCGACAACAGCAGCAGCAACUGAAACGUUGCCGGACAGCAAUGUGACCCCAAUCAAUGCCGAUCAAUUUAUAUCGUUGGCCCCCACAAAGGCGGCCAUUGCAGCGGCCACAAAUGCGUCAUCGCCGGCAACUGCAACAGCAGCAGCAGCAGCCACAACAGCAGCAGCAGCAGCCACAACAGCAACAGCAGCGACAACGCCUACAACAACAGGCGAUGCGCUACGCGAUGUUGUGGCGAAUGUUGCUGACAACAACGGCAACGAAGGCGACGACGUCGUCGACAACAAUGACAACGACAACAACGACGGCGACGACGACAACAGCUGCGGCGAAGGCGUCGGCAAUAAUUUAUCAAAGUUUGCAACAGUAUCGAAUUUGGCACAGUGUCUGCGAGACGUUGACGCCGAGCUAGACGAUUAUAUACCAUCGUCGGCGGAAAAUAGCGAAGAUAGCAGCGACGAUAGCAGUUUUGACGAUUCCUCCAGCGCGAACGGUUUAGAAAACAAUCUCAAUCUCAGUGCCAGCAUGAAGAAGAAACAGCGCAAGGAGAAGAAAAAACAAAAGGCCAAAGAUGCCAAAGAGGCGCCAGCACGUUUCGAUCCCCAGAAGAAGAUCAAAAUCGAUCCCAGCACCAAGUGUUAUGUGAAAGAGGAGGCGCCACGCUAUCCCCUCGUUGCCACGCCUCGUCCGCUGUGGAAGCGCGAAAAGAUCGUGUAUUCCGAUGAGAAUACCGAUGAUGAGAGCAGCUCCGAGGGCAGCGAGGCAACGGGCGGAUCCCUUGACGAGGAGACCGAUGACGAUGACAGCGAUGCGUGCAGCAGCAACAACAGCUCCAGCUCCGAGGAGUUUGACGACGAGUCAGCAACCAGAGGAGGAGCAGCAGCAACAGCCACAAAUACAUCAGCAACAUCAGCAACAUCAGCAGCAGCAGCAACGACGGCAGCAACAAAUAAGACACACUUGGCGGCACCAGGACAAGCGUCCACUUCCACAUCGACCUCGGCAUCGGCAUCGGCGUCGAGUUCGCCGUCGAUCAUCAGGAUGAGCACGUGCAGCAAUGAUUCCGGCUUUGAGGGCGGCACUGCGCCGUCCAGUCCCAAAAAGAUGUUGGAAACAUCAUAUACAUAUUCACAAUUCCAAAAAUCCGGACGUUUCACAGCGCCAGCAACAGUAAUACCUAGAUUUAAGAAUUAUUCGGUAGAUGAUUUUCAUUUUCUGGCCGUGCUGGGCAAAGGAAGUUUCGGCAAGGUACUGCUCGCUGAGCUGCGUGAUACAACAUAUUAUUAUGCCAUCAAGUGCCUGAAGAAGGAUGUUGUGCUGGAGGACGAUGACGUCGACUCAACGCUGAUCGAACGCAAAGUUUUGGCAUUGGGCACCAAGCAUCCAUAUCUAUGCCAUCUGUUUUGCACAUUUCAAACAGAGAGUCAUCUGUUCUUUGUGAUGGAAUAUCUAAAUGGCGGAGAUCUCAUGUUCCACAUCCAGGAGAGCGGACGUUUCUCCGAGGAGCGUGCACGUUUUUAUGGCGCCGAAAUCAUAUCUGGCCUCAAGUUUUUGCACAAGAAGGGCAUUAUCUACAGGGAUCUCAAAUUGGACAAUGUAUUGCUGGACUAUGAGGGUCAUGUGCGUAUUGCUGAUUUUGGCAUGUGCAAAUUGCAAAUCUAUUUGGAUAAGACGGCCGAUAGUUUUUGCGGCACACCCGAUUACAUGGCGCCCGAAAUCAUCAAGGGUGAGAAAUACAAUCAGAAUGUGGAUUGGUGGUCAUUCGGUGUGCUGCUCUACGAAAUGCUAAUCGGACAAUCGCCAUUCAGUGGCUGCGAUGAGGACGAACUCUUCUGGUCGAUCUGCAAUGAAAUUCCAUGGUUCCCCGUCUAUAUAUCCGCCGAAGCAACUGGCAUACUCAAGGGCCUGCUGGAGAAGGAUUACACGAAGCGCAUUGGAUCACAGUAUAGUCCGGCUGGCGAUAUUGCCGAUCAUAUAUUCUUCCGGCCCAUCGAAUGGAAUCUGCUCGAGAAGCGGCAAAUUGAGCCGCCCUUUAAGCCCCAAGUGAAACAUCCAUUGGAUACGCAAUAUUUCGAUCGUGUGUUUACUCGAGAGCGUGUCCGUCUCACGCCCAUCGAUAAAGAAAUACUCGCUUCCAUGGAUCAGAAGCAGUUCCAUGGCUUUACCUACACAAAUCCGCACAUCACCCUGGACUAGAGGGUUAAUAGAACUAGCAAUUAAGAAGAUGAAGAAGAAGAAGAAGAUUAAGAACUUAUCGUACUUAGUUAAUAAAUUAAUACACUCUUAUAACCCCAAACAAGAAUUACUUCAUAGAGCAACAGUAUUUGUAUAUGUAUGUAUAUAUAUCUAUCUAUCUUUCGAUUAUGAUAAUAAUGAUUAUGUUUCUGUCGUAAGUGAUGAUACGAGUCUCAUUUAGCUCGUUAUUUAUUUAUUAAUUAGGUUUACUUAAGUGUCACAAUUGUUAAAUUUCCUAGCCAACUAACAAUACUCUUAAUCGAGAGAGAGAGAGUCUGAGAAUUCUUCUCACAUCACUUUUUUUUUUUGGUUGGCUUCGAAUACGUUUAUAAUGCUAGUCAUCUUAGUUAAUACUCGGUAAAUCUCGAAAUAAGAUAACUUUUAUUAUAUAUCUCUCUGUACAUAUAUCACAUUAAUACUUACUAUCGAUUAAUUUUUUUUUUUUUUGCAAUUGGGUCUAAAUUAGUUAUACAAGCUCUAAACCAAAGUCUACAUAUGUAAUCGUAUGUGUAUGCUAAAUAAUUUUAAAAUAAAA
Messenger RNA from Drosophila albomicans, 6829 nucleotides. RefSeq names its product putative protein kinase C delta type homolog (gene Pkcdelta). Gene Ontology annotation, molecular function: protein serine/threonine kinase activity; ATP binding. NCBI's taxonomy places the organism in Eukaryota, Metazoa, Arthropoda, Insecta, Diptera, Drosophilidae. The record is from RefSeq and is a predicted model, not a curated record. The coding region runs from base 424 to 6255 and encodes 1943 amino acids. The transcript has 9 exons. Gene Ontology annotation, biological process: peptidyl-serine phosphorylation; intracellular signal transduction.